Molecule: messenger RNA, 2309 nt
Organism: Oreochromis niloticus (Nile tilapia)
Lineage: Eukaryota; Metazoa; Chordata; Actinopteri; Cichliformes; Cichlidae
Product: glycerol kinase
Exons: 20
Coding region: 178-1800 (540 amino acids)
Biological process (GO): glycerol-3-phosphate biosynthetic process; phosphorylation; triglyceride metabolic process
Cellular component (GO): mitochondrion
Molecular function (GO): glycerol kinase activity
Source: RefSeq, a predicted model, not a curated record
GCUGCGGGCCGGUUCCGGUGAUCGCAGAGGAGGAGGUCUGUGUGUCAGUGUGCACCGUGCGCACCGGGCGUCUGUCCUUCUCCACCUCACCGAGGAGUCGUGUUAGAUUAAAGCGGAGAUUCACCGGGGAGCAGCCGGCUGUGUUUAACACUCAUUUUGAAGAAGAAGAAAAAGAAGAUGGACCCGCUGGUUGCUGCUAUUGAUCAGGGCACGAGCUCCACGAGGUUUCUGGUGUUCAAUGCAAAAACAGCUGAACUGAUCAGUCACCACCAAGUAGAGAUCAACCAGAGUUUCCCCAAAGAGGGAUGGGUGGAGGAGGACCCGCGGGAGAUCAUGCAGUCUGUUCACGAGUGCAUCGAGAGGACCUGCGAGAAGCUCUGCAAGCUCAACAUCGACGUCUCCAACAUCAAAGCGGUGGGAGUGACCAAUCAGAGAGAGACAACCCUGGUUUGGGACAAAGACACCGGCGAGCCGCUCUACAAUGCCAUCGUUUGGCUGGACCUUCGUACUCAGUCGACGGUAGAGAGGCUCAUUAACAAAGCUCCGGGAAGAAACAAGAACCACCUCAGGCAUAAAACAGGCCUUCCCAUCAGCACCUAUUUCAGUGCGGUGAAGCUGCGAUGGCUGCUGGACAACGUGGACGAGGUGCACGAGGCGUUCCUGAGCCAGCGUGCCAUGUUUGGCACGGUGGACUCCUGGAUCAUCUGGUGUCUGACAGGGGGAAAGAACGGCGGGGUCCACUGUACAGAUGUUUCAAAUGCCAGUCGCACCAUGCUCUUCAACAUUCACACCAUGGACUGGGAUCCUGAACUCUGCAGGUACUUUGACAUCCCGAUGGAAAUCCUGCCCAGCGUCAGAAGCUCGUCUGAGAUAUACGGCUGGAUGAAAUCCGGCUCACUUGCAGGAGUUCCAAUUUCAGGGUGUCUCGGUGACCAGUCGGCUGCUCUGGUUGGUCAGAUGUGCUUCAACGAAGGCCAGGCCAAAAACACGUAUGGGACUGGCUGCUUCCUGCUCAGAAACACAGGCACCAAGCCUGUGAUCUCAGACCACGGCCUGCUCACCACAGUCGCCUACAAACUGGGAAAAGACGAGCCGGCCUGCUAUGCCCUCGAGGGGUCGGUGGCCAUAGCAGGGGCAGUGGUGCGGUGGUUGAAGGACAACAUGGGGAUGGUGCAGUCGUCCUCAGAGAUCGAGAAACUGGCAGCAGCAGCAGGAACGUCGUACGGCUGUUACUUCGUGCCAGCUUUUUCUGGGCUCUACGCCCCCUACUGGGAGCCCAGCGCAAGAGGCAUCAUCUGUGGGCUCACACAGUUCACCAACAGGAACCACUUGGCAUUCGCUGCUCUGGAGGCCGUCUGCUUCCAGACCAGAGAGAUUCUUGAUGCAAUGAAUCAGGACAGCGGGGUCCCUCUGACGCAGCUUAAGGUGGACGGAGGGAUGACGUCAAACAGAUUAUUGAUGCAGCUGCAGGCCGACAUCCUCUGCAUCCCUGUAGUUCGACCCACCAUGUCCGAGACCACAGCUCUGGGUGUAGCCAUGGCGGCGGGGGCAGCAGAGGGCGUAGGCGUAUGGAGCCUGAGUCCUGGUCAGCUCCCACAUGUCACAUCUGAGAGAUACGAGCCUCAGAUAAACUCUGAAGAGAGCGAGUACCGCUUCGCUCGCUGGAAGAAGGCCGUCCAGAAAGCCAUGAACUGGGAGACCACAGAGCCCUGCUACAAUGGCAGCGGUUUAGGAAAGAAUAUGAACGGUGCACCCUGGGGGGUCCAUCCCAGCCCUCCCCCCAGCAGAGUGGACCACUAAGGUCACUCGCAGUAACUUUAAACCGUGUGGAGCCACAUUUUGGUGGGAACAUGAAGAUUGUGGAGUACGGUGAUGAUGGGACUGGACGACUGCUCGAUCCAGCCUGCGGUCAUCUUCUGUGACGUGCAGCCUCCCAAAUGCUCUGAACAUCCAGCGAGCUUUUCACGAAGAACGACGCCACCUGCAGCCAGGAACAGUUUCUACACCGUCCAGUUAAAACAAACACGCCUUCAACACAGAGACUGCUGUAACUCCUCACUGCACCCAAAGGGAACCCUGGACUUUAUUUUGAAUGUGUUCUGUACAUGAUGUUGAUGUUUAACCCCCAAACACGGAACAGAAGUCACUCAUGGAGGGGACGAGUACUUUUAAGUCAGAAAACCGUCCUUUAAAAAAAGAAAAUUCAUUGUAACUUACUGCACUUCAAUAACUGCAAUCUGAAAGCCAGCUAAUUCUUAACAGCACUUUAUAAUUUAUCCUGUUUGUGGAAAACAAUUUUUUUAAAAUCA